GGCCGGGCUGGACCCGGCGCAGGGAAGAGGCGUGUCUGGGCCGCGGGCGGCGACGGUGCACAGGCAGGCAGCUGCUACCAGGCGACAGCGCAGGCGGUGGGUGAGCUCAGCGGCGGCAGGAGCGGCGGCAGCAGCAGCUUUUCUCUGCAGCUUCUCUUCUCUGCAGGUUGCUGGAUCAGCAGCCGCAACAUCAGCCUUCUUUUCACCAUACUCCUCGUUUUGGAGAAGUUUCCUCUUCUGAAAUUCAAAGUGUCUGUGUUAGACUUCCUUGGUGAUCCUCUUCCUGCGUGUAUGCUGAAUUUGAUCGCACUAUGGUCACUGUUCCCUAAAGCGUCGAUGACACUGACAUCACACACCAGGUCCUGAAGUCUCUUAGAAACAUAUAGAAGAGUUGAGCUUAAUUCUCCUUGCUUGUGAUCUCUGAGCUGUGACUCAGCACUUUCUCUUUGUUAUGAGGCUGUGUGUGAAGGGGAACUAAAGAUAAUGCUCUUAUGGAAAACACCAAUAGCAUUUCAAGACUGUAAAAAUCUGAGCUGAGGUAUCCACUGGCAGACGGAUCUACCAAAAGGUAUAUAUUAAGAGCUGGGCUUUGCAUUGUCAACUAAUCCAGAGGACAGUGUGCUUGAACACUACAACCAGAUUCUCCAGCCUUUUCUUUCUAACGUGUCGUGAUAUACUCCUCUGGUUUGACUUGUUUGCAGUCAAAAGGAGCCUCAGACAUUUCUUGGUUUUUUUUACCAACGGAGCAUAGGAACCUCUAACAUUUCCUCCUCCAUAAAUAGGAAAAACUGUAAAGGAGAAUCAACAUGGCUGAUGAUAGGAAGGACGAAGCUAAGGCACCGCAUUGGACCUCAAGUCAGAUAGCAGAGGCUUCAUCACACUCACAUUCCCCAGAGAUCAAGGAGCAAAGUGGCACAGGUGAAGGACUGGUGAGAAGUGCCAAUGGAUUUCCAUACAGAGAGGAUGAAGAUGGAGGAUAUGGUGCACGUGGGCAACAGAGCUCAUAUUCCAGAACCAAAGAGAAUGGAAUCAAUGGAGAACUAGCUACAGGAGAGAAAGAAACUGCAGAAGAAGUGUCUGCAAGGAUAGUCCAAGUAGUAACAGCUGAAGCUGUGGCAGUCCUGAAAGGGGAACAGGAAAAAGAAGCCCAGCACAAACAUCAGCCAGCGCCAUUACCUUUAGCAGUUGAAGAGACAGCUAACCUGCCUCCUUCCCCACCCCCGUCGCCAGCUUCAGAGCAGACUGGAACACUGGAAGAAGAAGAGGAAGAAGAAGAAGAAGAAGAAACAGUUAAAAGUCCAGUGGCUGAUGAACCCAAACCUGCAGUUGCCCUUGAGGAGGAACCUGAGAAAGUGAGUGGGCCUGCCGAGCCUUUGCAACAGGCAGAGAGCUCCAGGGAGGCCCAUCAGGAUUCCGUUCCCAAAGACGAAGUGGCACGCAAUGGGGAAAAGGCCACUAGAGCCGACGAGGAGCCCUCAAAAGCAAAAAUGCCUUCCUUGGCUUCGAAGAUGGAAAUCCGUGACCAGGAAGGUACAGGCCUUUUCGCAGCUGAGCCAUUAGACACAAAGGAAUCGGAGAAAGGAAGUAAGACUAGUGAGCAACUUAUACACGAUGCCUUAGUUUUACAGCCAGCAAAAAUAGAGACUGUACAAAAAGCAGAAUCACAGAGCAAAGAAGAAGAAAAAACUUUUCCAGAUGUUGAUCUAUCUGGCGAGACUCAUCUACAUCACGAACAAAGAGAUUUGUCAAUGGAAUCGCAUAAGGAAAGGAAAGCAGAUGAAGCUUCUGUUGAAGAGCUGCCCUUAAAGUCUAAAGAUGAUCUUAUCAGUAUUCCAAAAAGUGACUUUGCCUCUCCUGAAAGUAUAGGUUCUUUUUCACCUUCAGAAUCUACAAUGGACUUUACAGGCACAGUUAAAAGUACCUCUUCUUCUGAAACUUUGUCAGCUGCUCUACAUAAAUCUGAGCCAGAAGAUAGUAGCAAAACAACACAAAUAUCUACUGCUACAGAGAUUGCCAAAGACUUUUCAAAAGUUCAAGAACCUGACAAAGGCCUAACAGAAAAACAGGAAGGAGAAUGUGCAGUGGCAGCUACUCAUGCCUCUAAACCUGUUACAGAGCAAACACCUACCCCUCUUUGGGAAGAAGAGAAAGAUAUGACAGAGGAUGAAAGUGAUGAAGAGAGAUAUUCCAUGCCCAGUGGGCAAAAGCCAAAAGGAUUCGAUGAUCAGACUUAUGCAAUGCAUGACCAGGAAACAGCAAUUUUACAUAAAGAAAUUCGAGAAAAAGAAACGAACUCUAAAAAGACAUCUGAUGCUCACAAAGCAGAAGAGGAGACAACUGGGGUUUCAACAAUACUAGAUAUUAAAAAAGAGGGAAAACACAGCACUGAGACUUCUGCAGAUGGAUUCAACCAAGAAUUAGAUAAAGUUGCAUUAUCAACAAUAGAGAAAACCCAUCUUGAACCAAGUGAAAAAUCUUUGCAAGGAAAAGAUUCUGGAAAGGAUGGAAAAGGAGAAUUUUUUUCCGUUGGAGAUUCAGUAACUCACAGUAUGCAGCUAGAAGAGGAUAAAUCAGGAAUGUCUAAGUAUUUUGAGACAUCUACUCUUAAAGAUGAAGCUAUCAAGAGUGAUGUGCUACAACAAGGCAAUGAUUAUUAUGAACUGAGUGAUACUAAAGAACAGGCCUGUGACCCUUACCAUAAAGACUUCCUAGUGUUUCAAAAAGAUGCUGAGGAAUUUCAGCCAGAAGUGUACCAACACCCCAGUGUACCAACUCAUGAAAUAGGAUAUAGUACUCUUGCUCAGGGCUUCCGAGAUGAUGAUGAAGCCGAGGAGCCUAGCUCUCCUACAGAAAGAAUGUACACUAUUGACCCAAAUGUAUAUGGGGAUAAGAGAGAACUCCAUAGUAAAAAUAAAGAUGACUUAACUCUAAGCAGGAGCUUGGGACUUGGUGGCAGAUCUGCCAUAGAGCAGAGGAGUAUGUCAAUUAACCUGCCAAUGUCCUGCUUGGACUCUAUUGCACUAGGAUUUAAUUUUGGGCGUGCACAUGACCUUUCACCUCUAGGUUCAGAUAUUCUAGAUAAUGCUAGUGGAGAUGAAGGUGAUGAUUACUUGCCAGCCACCACCCCAGCAGCUGAAAAAGCCCCCUCUUUCCCAAUGGAGAGCAGGGAAGAAGAUGAGCAAACUGAGGAGUCAACAGUAAAAGAAGGGGGAGAUAUCCAGGUGGAGCCUUUAUGCGAAUCAUCCUUCCUGGCUAAAGAUUAUUACAAAAAUGGGACUGUAAUGGCUCCUGACUUGCCAGAAAUGUUAGAUUUAGCUGGCACAAGAUCAAGACUAGCAUCUCUGGGUACAGAUGCUGAGGUAGCACAAAGGAAGUCCAUUCCAUCAGAGGCUGUCGUUGAGGACAGUGGUGCAACCCAGCACCUUGUGGCCAACGAAAACCACAUGACUCUAAAAGCUGACAGUCAGCUAGAAGAUUUAGGUUAUUGUGUUUUCAAUAAGUACACGGUGCCAAUGCCAUCUCCCGUUCAGGACAGUGAGAAUUUGGCAGGAGAAAGCUGUCCCUUUGAUGAAAAGAUUAGAAGAGGUGUCAUUACAGACCUCUCUUUGAUAGAAGUAAAGUUGGCAGCAGCUGAAAGAUCCAAAGAAGAGAGAGAUAUCUAUGAUGACUCAGCCAUUUUGGGCAAGGAGUUUGAACAGGAAAGAAAAGCUAUUGAUAAACUAGAUACUGUGCUAGAAAAAAGUGAGGAACACAUUGAUUCUAAAGAAGCUGAUUUGUCUGAGGACAGUGAACAUGAAAAAACAAGACCUGAUUUGACUUUAGAAAGUGUAGAUGAUAAAAAUCUGGUUGGACUAGAAGAUAAAGUCUCUUUGUUUACUGACAAAGAGGAAGAAGCUAUUCAUGUUGCAGAGAUAGCCGAGUCAGACAUUUCCUAUAAACCAGACUAUGAUGCUAUAAAGCAUGAUAUGGAUUCUGCUGCUCGGAAGGUUGAACAGGAGUAUCAGAGUAAGUUAGUUCAUAUUAGUGAGUCUGUUUCAGAGCAUGACUCAGAGGAUCAAGAAAAGAUACUUCCCACAUUACUCCAAGAACCUAGUAUCUGUACAAAACUUGAACCUAGUCAUGUAAAAGAUGCCACCAAAUUGUCUGAGAUGGAAGUUAAGGAAAAAGGGCCUAAACCUGACCUGGUGCAUCAAGAAGCAGUAGAUAAAGAAGAAUCUUAUGAGUCAAGUGGAGAUAAUGAUCAAGCUCAGGAGGGUUUGCCUGGAGAAACUUCCAAACCCUGUGAUGGCAAAAUAGAACCAGAAAUUUCAUCUCUGUCUGAAGAGGAGACUGCAUCACAAUUGCUGGUGGAACAGCCAGCCAAAGAAACAGAAAUACCUAAAGCUACUCAAGAAGAAUCAGCUGAAGUCCAAAUGGAGACCAUACCACAGCCUAAGGAAGACAGUGUGGAAUCUGUGGCAUUAGUUGGCACUGUGAAAACUGAGGAUUUGCCAUCUGAUUUAUCAUAUGAGAAAGUAAGAGAUGAGGAAGAACAGCAGGAGAAAGACAGUAAGCAAGAAGAACGACAACACGAGGAAGAACCAAAGCAAAGAGAAGAACUGGAGAAAGAGAGUAAGCUAGAAGAAAAGCAUGAGGCAGCGGUUAAGCUGGAAGAAGAGGAGGUGGUUAGACUGGAAGAAGAGGAGGUAGUUAAGCUGGAAGAAGAGGAGGUGGUUAAGGUGGAAGAAGAGGAGGUGAUUAAGCUGGAAGAAGAGGAGGAAAUUAAUCAAACAAACAAAGAAAGGGACUUGGAGAAACAGGAGGAGGAGGAGGAGGUGUGUAAAGCUAUCCCUGGGGAAGUACCUGAACUCAAAGGAGUAAUAGAGUCUGUUGUUACAAUUGAGGAUGACUUCAUCACAGUAGUGCAGACAACAGUAGAUGAAGGAGAAACUGCCUCCCAUAGUGUGCGCUUUGCCGAAGCACCACAGGCUGAGACAGGAGAAGAAGACUUUCAUCCUGAAGAGGAGGUGGAAAUGGAAGUAGUAGCUGAUGUUCAAGAAGAGACAAAAGAGAGUUCUCUAGAAGCUCCUGUUUCAUUGGAGAGGGAAGAUGUUCCAUUAACUGAUUUCAAGACAGAGACGUAUGAUGAUUAUAAAGAUGAAACAACCAUUGAUGACUCCAUCCUGGACACAGACAGCAUAUGGGUGGAUACUCAAGAUGAUGAUAGGAGCAUCAUGACAGAACAGUUAGAGACUGUUCCUAAAGAGGAGAAGGCAGAGAGAGAAUUGCGGAGACCGUCUCUCGAUAAGCAUAAAAAAGAGAAACCUUUAAAAACUGGGAGAGGCAGGAUUUCUACUCCUGAAAGAAAAAUAGCUAAAAAGGAACCUAGCACAGUCUCCAGAGAUGAAGUGAGAAGGAAAAAAGCUGUGUAUAAGAAAGCUGAACUUGCUAAAAAAGCUGAAGUUCAGGCUCACUCUCCCUCCAGGAAAAUCAUUUUAAAACCUGCUAUCAAACAUACUAGACCAACUCAUCUCUCCUGUGUUAAGCGGAAGCAGACAGCUGCUGGUGGCGAAACAAACCAAACUCCUGGGAUGUUUAAGCAAGCAAAGGAAAAACUUUCAACUUCUUCUUUGUCAAAGAUUCCUGCCUCAAAGGUUAGAGCAAAGUCAUUGCUUCCUCCACGACCCAGCUCAGCUUGCUCACUAACUGCUAAAAAAGCUACUUUGCUCGAUACAGACAAUUAUUUUUCACGGCCCUCUUCAGCGGGCCCAAGAGACUGCUUGCCAUAUUCAAAAACAAAUGCUCAGGAUGGCAUAACUAAGAGUCCAGAAAAACGUUCCUCUUUACCAAGACCUUCUUCUAUUCUACCCACCCGAAGGGGCUUAUCAGGAGACAGAGAACGAGAUGAGAAUUCUUUCUCCUUAAACAGCACUGUCUCCUCAUCAGUACGGCGGACCACCCGAUCAGAGCCUAUUCGAAGCCGAACAGGAAAGAGUGGCACAUCAACUCCAACUACUCCAGGAUCCACAGCCAUCACUCCUGGGACCCCACCUAGCUAUUCUUCCCGUACUCCAGGCACUCCUGGAACCCCUAGCUAUUCCAGAACCCCUCACACUCCGGGUACCCCCAAAUCUGCUAUUCUUGUGCCCACUGAGAAGAAAGUUGCCAUCAUACGCACACCUCCAAAAUCUCCAGGCACCCCAAAGCAACUACGGCUCAUUAAUCAGCCUCUGCCUGAUCUCAAGAAUGUUAGGUCCAAAAUUGGAUCCACGGAGAACAUCAGAUAUCAGCCUAAAGGAGGACAGGUUAGGAUUUUAAACAAGAAGAUUGAUUUUAGCGAUAUUCAAUCCAGAUGUGGUUCCAAGGAUAACAUCAAACAUUCAGCAGGGGGAGGAAAUGUUCAGAUUGUAACCAAGAAGAUAGACUUGAGUCAUGUGACUUCCAAGUGUGGAUCAUUGAAGAACAUCCGUCAUAGGCCAGGUGGGGGACGAGUGAAAAUUGAGAGUGUGAAACUGGAUUUUAAAGAAAAGGCCCAUGCCAAGGUUGGUUCACUUGAAAAUGCUCACCAUGUACCUGGAGGAGGUAAUAUCAAGAUUGACAGCCAGAAGCUAAACUUCCGAGAGCAUGCCAAGGCCCGUGUGGAUCAUGGCGCUGAGAUCAUCACGCAGUCACCCGGCAGAUCCAGCGUGGCUUCCCCACGGAGGCUCAGCAACGUCUCAUCCUCUGGCAGCAUCAACUUGCUUGAAUCUCCUCAGCUUGCUACCCUUGCUGAAGAUGUCACUGCAGCCCUAGCUAAACAGGGCUUAUGAAUUUGCUUUGUUUAGCAGUGUUUGAAGUAAUAAUAUUUAGGCAUGAGCUCUUGCCAGGAACGGGCUCUGAGCAAGUGUUAAACGUUCAUUCUUUACCAUGUCUAAAAUUAAGUCACAUCCCAAGACUGUAGUAACCAUAAAAUAAAAACUGGGAAAAAGAUAUCUAUAGAUGCAGAAAUUGGCCUGAUUUCCAUUUACAGCAGGAAGACACUGGCUUUUAUGUGGGUACAAUUGCAGUAUAUUACAUUGGACAAUUAUUGUUGCUCUGCUCUGUCUUGCAUGGAGUACUGUACUAUUGAUACAAUGCAUUUUUACCUUUCAUGUGCCUGAAGGCCAUCCACCACUUUUUGAAGAGCCUUGUUAAAUACCUUGAGUUGCUCAUUUUAACAUUUGAUUGAUGGAUGGAAUUAAGGGACAUCUCCCACUGUAAUUUAUUAACAGGUUAAAUUAAACUGGAGUGUCUGAGUACCAGACAGAAGGGCAAAUAGAAGAUGUCAAAGCUUCAAAAAAAGGGAGUGGGGUGGGGUUAUUUUAUAUAAAUGGGUAGAAGAAAGAGUCGAUUAAGUUAUUAACGUUGUUGAACUUGGAUAAUUAUGUCAGUGUAUAGCUGAUUCUGAUAAAUUAUUUAACUAAUAAUUAAAGAAAGUAGUUGAAAAAAAUAAUAUGAACUGUAUUGGGGAAGUGGCAUUUUUCUUUUUUUAAAGCAGCUACUGAAACUAAGCAAUGGAAUUGUGUCUGAUUAGAAUGUUGGUUAAGCAGCUUAGGUUUGUGUCUACACUACUGGUUUCACAUCCUUUCCAUCUGUUUGAUACAGUAUUAUUAUAGAUAUAUAUUUCUCUGUGGCCAUUUGUGAUACGCCCUCAUACUUGAAUACUGUAUUCUACUUCUUUAUUCACAGUAUCUGUGUCUCUUGCACCCUUUGGUGUUGCAAUUUUAGGUAUGUAAAAGUAGAUGUUAGCAGGGUUUUUAUUUCCCUAUUCAAAAUUUUAAAAAUACAAAAAAAAAAAAAAAAAGACAAACCUUCUAGCAUGAUAUUGCUUUCUGUAACAUCUCAAAACUGUGACCCUGUUUUAAUGCCAGAUGCAAGUCUCUUCUGUGAUACUAGAAAAAUUGUUCUCCCCUUCCUUAUUCCCUUUUUACUUCACCAAAACUGACUUUAUAAAGUCCAGGUAUUUGUAAAGAGGUCUCCCAAAAAGAUGGUUUUGGAUUCUAGAUUUUAAAAAUGAAAUUAAAAAACGAUUGUUUCAUUCUAGAUUAAAAUAAAUUUAAAAAUCCUGCAGUAAGAGUGAAGUUUAAAGUUUUCUUUUUCUUUUGCUAAAGUUGAAAGUCCAAGAAAUGGUGAGUUUAACAGAAAUCAUUGAAUUUAAUGGCAUCUUUGCAUAAAUAUGCUCAGGUGCCUCAGAUAGGAGAAUGAUACUCUGGAGAGAUACCUACAUAAUGAAUGAUGAUUACCGCUAGCAUAAUUAAUAAGUUCCCUGGACAGCAUCACCAAGGUGAUGGAACUGAUACAUAAAUCUGCAGGAAGAAUAUGUUGCAUAUAAAAAGUAUAUGACAAGUGUGUAUAAAAAGAAAGAAUACAGGGACACCUAAACAUUAAAACAAGUGGAGUCUAUGGGAUUUCCUUCCACCACUACUAUAUGGACUCUAUAUGGAUACUGAAGGUGCUACGGUAAUAUGACUCAUAAGUGGGCAAUAGUCCACUCAUGUUAUGCACUCUAGCUUUGACUAGAUGAUAAUUAAAUUACCUAUUACAACCUGCAGAUUGAUUGCUCUUUUCCUUAUAAAAUCACCUAUAUAAUAUAUGCAUGCUCUCAAAUUGAGCUAUACAUGAAUGAUUCAUUAAGAUGGCUUUGUAUGUUUAGAAGCUGUUUGAAAGGGGGCUGCCUCUUAAAUAUCUUAAAUCAUGUGUGUAUUCAAGAUUGAUCCACUGAUACUUACACAUAAAUAAUUUUUAAAAAUCAGUGCUAUGAAUAACCAAGAGUCCUGUGGCACCUUAAAAACUAGCAUAUUUAUCAUGGCAUACAUUUUUGUGGACUAGAUCCCACUUCAUCAGAAUCACAGAUCUACUCCAUCAGUAUUCCAGUACUGUUCCAUAAUAGCAUGGAGUUCCAUAGAAUUCGCAUCUUAAAUUUUAUAAACCAGCUUCCUAAAUUGCAUUGGCUUUUAUUUGUAAAUAGAUGGGUACAGGCAAAUCUUAGCACAAUCAAAAUGAUUGUGAGGAUGAAUGCUCCUUACUGAAUAUAAAAGCCUACAUACUCCAAAAUGUUACAUCUUAAAAGCUGUCUCAUCAUAUGGCCUAAUAUGGUUUAUAAUGAAGGCACAUAGCAAGGAAAAGGUUAGUUUAGAAUCUAAAGUGCAUCAGGAGGAUUAUUCUGCCCUGUGAUUGCUGUGACAUUGCUUAGAAUUAUCAUGUGAUGUACAAACAUACUAAGAACGUAAGAAGAGCCCUGCUGGCUUAGACCAAGGGUCCAUACCGUCCAGCAUCCUGUGGAACUCCUAGCCACUGCUCCAGAAACAUUUUUAAAGAAGCAAAAGAGCAGUAUUUUUUAAAGAAAUAUCGUAGCUCUGACUUUAUGCCAUCGGUUCGUGCAGAUUAGCCUCUCAGUGUCGUUAUGUUAUUUUCCAAUAUUAGAGUGUGAGAGAGAGCCCAAGGUACUACUGAACCUCACAUGGACCGAUGCCGAGUGCCAGCCAGUCGGAACAGUGUUUAAUCUGUGACUAUUUUGUAUUCCGCUUUUUGAAAUAUAAACACAUUCUAGAUGGUGAAGUUAAGUUAUUGAGUAUAUGUGUCAAAAGCUGCCAAAUCAUUAAUUUCAUGCUGCAGUUUUAUCUUUCUCAUCUUCAAGCUAAGUCCUUGUAAUCAAUAAUCGUCCUUCCAUAGAAAGCGUUUCAGAACCUGAUGGAAUCAUACAAACUGAUGGGGCAGCAGGAUAUCAUGUUAUAAAAUAAGAAAUGCACACACUAUGUUACAAGGCUCUAGAUUUUCAUUGGGGAUGGGGGUGGGGAAAGGUCAACAAAAUCUUAACCUGCCCAACAUAGGCAUGAUUUAAACACCAAUGGCACAAUCCAGUGCAAAGUUCGCUUGCACAAGCACCAUUGAAAUAAAUAAGAGUUAUGCAAGAACAGUGCUGUUCCUCUUUUUAGCAGGAGACCUUCCCAGUGGAUUAUGCCCUAUUUAAAUGCUUCGAAAGCAUGUAUUUGUCAUUCUGUUGAUCUGGCACAAUAACCACAAGCUCUCAGAUAAGCUGAGCUAACUAAAAUAAAUGUCACCUUCAACAUCAUUGGAGAGGCAAGAUACAAACCCAUUAAAUAAAUAAUGCACUUGUUGCAAUUUACAGAUUACCAAUAUGAAUUAAAGUAUUUAGAACCAAAGUAAAUCAUCCAUAAAUUCUCCAAUUUAUCUUUUGGAGAAAGGCAGGACUCCUGUUUCUUUCUACCUGAUUAGACUCUGCUUUUGUGUAAUCCUUGUAGACAUGAAGGGACUGAAAAAAGAUAGGCAGACCUUUGCCACCAACAAGAGUCCAAACCAAGCUGCUAAUUAUGAGGACGUAAUCCCUUGUUUUACUGGGAUAUUAUACCUAGAACAUGGUAUUGGACACCAAGCACUAUGCUCAUGCACAGCUGCAACAGUUCUCUUCAUUAUAGCUGUUUGCAAUUCUAAGACGGCUUAGUGUAUGUCCCAUAAGGAUCCAAAAUGUCAUGAUAAACAUGAAACAGGCAUCCCUGUAGCACUGGACUCAAAAGUCCCUUCCAAAAGACAUUGUGCAAAUCACCUUUGUAAUACAAGACAUCGCAGCAGACCAAAUAUCAGCCUAAGCCAAACCUGCAAUGUUUAACCUGCAAUUUCUGAUCCACCAGACCAAACACAGCACAUCAGAAUACAAAUAUGAUGAAUAUUUAUAUACCGCUUUUCAACAGAAGUUCCCAAAGCAGUUUACAUAGUUAUAAAUAAAUGUCUAAAAGGGCUCCCUGUUCCCAAAAGGCUCACAAUCUUAAAAAGAAAUGUAAGAUAGCCACCACCAACAGCCACUGGAGGGAUGCUGUGGUGGGGCUGGAUAGGGCCAGUUGCUCUCCCCCUGCUAAAUAAAAAGAAUCACCACUUCUAAAAGGUGCCUUUUUGCUCAGUUAGCAGGGGACUCAAUAAACCUGUUUUUGCUGCCUCCUUGAGACUAGCAAAACAAGGAGAUUGCCCAGCCCGUAAAAGACCACCAGGCAGAGCUGGCAGUGUUCAGUUUGGUGUCACAAAUUAGGCAGGCCUAGCCAAAUCUUAAAUUAGAGCUUGUUCACUACUAACUGCUUAGUCAAGCAAAUUCCCUUAUAAGUAGAAUAAUAGUUCUUGCAGAUCUGGUAAGAUUAGGCCCAACAGCCAUUUCAACUUUAGCAAAAAGAAAUCUAAAAUCAACUAUAUACUGGAUACCCCCACCACCACCUUAUUAUUUUUAUUUUUAUUUUUAUUUUAAAGAAAUACAAUAGGCCAUUACAAAGUUUGUGGAGUCAUUUCCUUUCCUGAUAAUUCUAGAGCCUGUUAUCAUAAAAGAGCAUUUCUUGAAUGGCUGGUGGUAGGUAGUUCAUGUUUUUCAAUCCAAUUUGCAAUUGUAUUUGUUGCUGUAUAGUGAUUGUUUUGCAAAAUAAAAUCGCUUGUCAUCUAA
This is a messenger RNA of Hemicordylus capensis (graceful crag lizard), 11437 nucleotides long. RefSeq names its product microtubule-associated protein 2-like. Bases 807 to 6788 code for a protein of 1993 amino acids. Gene Ontology annotation, molecular function: microtubule binding. The record is from RefSeq and is a predicted model, not a curated record. The transcript has 22 exons. Gene Ontology annotation, biological process: microtubule cytoskeleton organization; neuron projection development. Gene Ontology annotation, cellular component: neuron projection. Lineage: Eukaryota; Metazoa; Chordata; Lepidosauria; Squamata; Cordylidae.